CCAGCCGCCUGUGCUCCAGUUCCGUGGCAGUCUGGGUACUGUGGCAGCUGUUGCUGUGUCUGUCGGGUGUCGGCGUGAGGCGGAGCGGGGCCAGCGGGAGAUAGCUCUGUGGGAGUGGAACGUCCGCAUUUCUCUGCCUGGACCGUACGCUCCCCGGGCUAGCAGGGUAGAGCUCCAGAUUUGCUUUGAAGUCACGUUGAUAUAAAAUAGAGUCACCUUUGAUAACUUCGCCUGCAAAAGAGAGAGACUUGUUUCUUGUUAAAAAUAUAAAUAAGGAAAACAAAUGACCAAAGGAAUCAUGCCAAGUGCGAGCUCUACAUCUUUUGUAUCAUCAAGAUGCAUUUUUUAAUCCAUCAAGACAAAUGGCUUGUGCAUUAAAGAAAAUGAGUUGUUCAUCGAUAUUAUUUUUAACAGUUUCUAAAACUUUUUCAUCUUAACUUUAUAUAACUCUCCUAUAAAAUUUAACACAUAUAAAAAUCUUUAAAGCCUUGUUUAAAAUAGCUUUCUUUUUUAUCUCUUAGAGUGUCAACAUAUAUGCACCCUAGUUUUACUUGUCAAAGUCCUCAAAAUUUUGUAACGUCGAGAAAGAUAUGGACUUGGAAACUUAUGUUAUUGUAACAGACUACAGUGAAAUUAAGUGAACAGUUCAAGACAUCAUCCAUUUUAUUACAGAACUGUCACAUAAGGGUACAAUUCUUGGCUUUAAUGCAAACAACGUUGCUUGAAAAUGGCAUGGGUAAAAUUCUUACGGAAACCUGGUGGCAAUCUUGGAAAAGCUUAUCAACCAGGGAGUAUGCUAUCCCUAGCUCCUACCAAAGGCUUGUUAAAUGAACCAGGACAAAACAGCUGUUUUCUUAAUAGUGCUGUACAGGUUUUAUGGCAGUUGGAUAUAUUCCGACGAAGCUUGCGGGUUCUGACUGGACAUAUUUGUCAGGGAGAUGCCUGCAUAUUUUGUGCAUUGAAGACAAUAUUUGCACAGUUUCAACACAGUCGAGAAAAAGCACUUCCCUCAGAUAACAUAAGGCAUGCUCUUGCAGAAAGCUUCAAAGAUGAGCAGCGAUUUCAACUUGGUCUUAUGGAUGAUGCUGCUGAGUGCUUUGAAAAUAUAUUGGAGAGGAUUCAUUUUCACAUAGUGCCAAGCAGAGAUGCAGACAUGUGUACCUCUAAAUCUUGUAUCACUCACCAGAAGUUUGCUAUGACUCUGUACGAACAGUGUGUGUGUCGUAGCUGUGGAGCAUCAUCAGAUCCUCUACCUUUUACAGAAUUUGUGCGGUACAUUUCUACAACAGCCCUAUGCAAUGAAGUUGAAAAAAUGAUGGAAAGGCAUGAACGCUUCAAGCCUGAAAUGUUUGCAGAAUUGCUGCAAGCAGCAAAUACAACUGAUGACUAUAGGAAAUGUCCUAGUAACUGUGGCCAAAAAAUAAAAAUUCGCCGUGUUUUAAUGAAUUGCCCAGAGAUUGUUACAAUUGGCUUAGUCUGGGAUUCUGAGCAUUCUGACUUGACCGAAGAUGUUGUUCGGAAUCUAGCAACACGUCUUUAUCUUCCUGGGCUUUUUUAUAGGGUUACUGAUGAAAAUGCCAAAAAUAGUGAACUUCACCUUGUUGGUAUGAUCUGCUAUACCAGCCAACAUUACUGUGCCUUUGCUUUUCAUACCAAGAGUUCCAAAUGGGUAUUUUUUGAUGAUGCAAAUGUGAAAGAGGUUGGAACUAGAUGGAAAGAUGUGGUCUCCAAGUGCAUCCGAUGCCACUUCCAGCCACUACUUUUGUUUUAUGCAAACCCAGAUGGCACAGCAGUUUCUACUGAAGAUGCACUCAAGCAGGUUGUCAACUGGUCACAUUACAAAUCUGUUGCAGAAAAUAUGGGAUGUGAAAAGCCCGCAAUUUAUAAGACAGAUAAUUUAAAAGAAAAUGGAUUUGGUGAUCAGGCAAAACAGAGAGAAAAUCAGAAGUUUCAAACCGAUAAUAUUUCAUCAUUUAAUCGGAGCCACAUUCAGACAAGUGGAGGGAGGGGACCAGUUAAGUUAAACCACAGUGAUCAAAGAGAAAAGAUAAAAGACAUUUCCAGAGAAUGUGCUCUGAAAGCCAUUGAACAGAAAAACUUACUUUCUUCACAAAGGAAAGAUUUAGAGAAGGGACAAAGAAAAGAUUUAGGCCAACAUAAAGAUGUGAUCAAUGAAGGCCUUACACAUUUCAAGUCUGGAUCACCUCCUAUCCCAAAUGGCUUUAGACAAUAUGGGAAUCCACAUCUAUAUCAUAGUCAAGGAAAAGGACCAUGUAAACAUGACCGAGUUGCCCAUCAGAGUCGAGCUUCUGCACAAAUAAUAAGUUCAAAUAAAUCCCAGAUUCUUGCUCAAGGAGAGAAAAUAACUGGUAAAGUUAAGAGUGACAGUGGCACUGGAUAUGAUACAGACAGCAGCCAAGAUUCUAGGGAUAAAGGAAGCAGCUGUAUUAGCAGCAGUAGAAGCCGGAACCGAGGUUGGAAACCUAUGAGAGAAACAUUAAAUGUUGAUAGUAUUUUUAGUGAAAGUGAAAAAAGGCAGCAUAGUCCAAGACAUAAAGCAAAUAUCAGCAACAAACCUAAAUGUAACAAAGAUCAGAGUUUUAAUAAUUGGCCAAAAGAGAAUCCAAAGCAAAAAGGUUUAAUGACCAUAUAUGAAGAUGAAAUGAAGCAGGAAAUAGGAAGCAGAAGUUCCCUUGAAUCUAAUGGAAAAGGAGCAGAGAAAAAUAAAGGCCUCAUAGAGGGUAAAGUUCAUGGGGACAACUGGCAGAUGCAAAGGACAGAAUCUGGAUAUGAAAGUAGUGAUCACAUUAGUAAUGGAUCUGCUAAUUUGGACUCACCUGUUAUUGAUGGGAAUGGUACAGAACUGGAUAUCAGAGGAGUUAAAGAAGCGGUAUCCUUCAGUGACCAGAUUAAGACAAGCAACCUAAAUAUAGAACAUAUGGCCUGUACCUUCCAUCAGAGCAAAAACCACUUGGAAGGCUUUAACUUGGAAGCAGGCUGUAAAUCUCAUGAGUUCCACCCAGAAUCACAUCUGCAAAUAAAAAAUCAUUUGAUAAGAAGGUCCCAUAUACGUGAAACCAGUGGAAAGUUAUUUCCUUCGUCCAGCCCACAAAUACUCAAGGAUGAUACUGCAAGAGAACACAUCCACCAGUCAGAUGAACAGAAACUUGGAAAACCAAGUGAAUGGAAAUUUUCUGAGUGGCUUAAUAUAGAAAAUUCUGAGAGAACAGGUUUGCCUUUUCGCAUUGAUGAUAAUUCUGCUUCUGGGAAGAGAGUGAACAGUAAUGAAGUAGUCUCACCAUCUUCAUUGUUGUCUUCACAAGUGAGAACUGUUGGGUUAAAGCUAGAAACUGCUCCCCUCACCCAGCAGCAAAAUAUGACGGAACAAUGUUAUUCUGAGAAUUCUCUAUCUAGGGAACAUACAAUUCAGUCAACCUAUAGGUCUGAUGGUUGUCAGAUGCCAAAACUCUUUUGCCAGAAUCCACCACCCCCUUUGCCACCAAAGAAAUAUGCUAUAACCAGUGUGCCACAGUCAAAGAAAAAUGAAUCUCCACCUGAUGUCAAACUUAAAGCUAACUCUUCUAUUCUUCCAAAGCACACUUUAGAACCAAGUUUAGGAGUGAGUACAUAUAUGAAUGAUGAACCACAUAAAGAAACAUUUCAAGCAGAUGAGCAUGUUGGCAAGAUAUCAAACUACUCUUUUAACUCUUCAACUGAUGGUUUUCAGGCAAACUCAGGUGCAGUUAUUGAUGCAUUUUGCCAACCAGAACUACACUCUAUUUCUGCAUGUCCAAAUGAGACAAUUUCAUUAACUACCUAUUUUUCAGUUGAUAGCUGCAUGACUGAUACAUAUAGAUUGAAAUACCAUCAGAGGCCCAAGCUGUGUUUUCCAGAGAACAGUGGCUUUUGUAAUGAUAAUUCACUAUCUCAGAGUGAAAGAGUGUUAGGACCUGUGUUACAUAAUAGUCUUGGUUCAAGUUGCCCCUCUGAGCAAAGAUAUAAACCUAGCAUACAUUGUAAUAGAUAAAUGAUGAAAUUGGCAAGCUUAUACCUCUCAGAGGCCAUAAAAAUAUUAUAGGAACCUACUGACCAAACCUAGUGAUAUAUAAAAUUAAAACCCAUGGUAUUUUUAAAGUUAUUAAUCACUUUAACUUUACACACACACACACACACACACACACACACACACACACACAACACACACACACACACACACACACACACACAAUGUUAUGGUCAAUUUAUUGGAUAAUUUAGAAAUUCCCUUUGAAUAGUCUUGGCAUGCACUGAAAAAUAGAAAAUUAGGGGGUAUAUUUGCCAUAUGCUAUAGUUGAAUAAAAAAUAAAUUUGCCCCUUUAUUAUUUGGCUAAUAGACCCAUAAAGUAUUAAACUAACUAGUACUCACGUAUGUAGAUUAGUCAACUAUGCUAAUUGAAAAAUACCAGGUGAUGUAUGGUUGUCUAGUCAAAGCAGUAUUUGUUUUAUGAGGAAGCACUUUCUAAUGGGUAACCAAAGGAGGGCGUCACCCAUUUGUUUUUGACUUCUGUGAUAGUCAGCUAUGUAUGAUCCUUUUAAGUGUCUUUAAAAACAAUUGACCCAUGAAUUUGAUAGCAUUUGGAAAAAAAAUGCCUUAAUGAUUAACAACGUUAAAAUUAAAUUUUCAAGGUGAAAUGGAACUUAACUUUGCUUCUAGAACUUUUUAUUUUCAGAAUGUCUAGUUAACAUAACUUGGGCCUUUGACUAAUAAAUGUAUUCAUAAAUACUUCUUCAACCCUGUAAGCUAAAAAGUUAAAAUACUUAAACUUUAGUAUAUUUAUUUAUCUGGUUACAUUUUUUUCUAAUUUUAUAUGAAAUGUAAAAGUUUUUAUUUCGGUUUGGUUUAUUUUGGGCUAAUAAUCAGUGUUAGAAAUUAACCUAGGGCCCUCUUAUUGGGAAUGUCACUGUAACUGCCUAAAUUUUCUCUGCUGUAAUUUUAACUGCUUAUAGGUUGUCAACCCAUUUUACUGAUUUUGAUUCUUGAAUCUGUAAAUCUGCCUAGGUUUUCAGAUUAAAUUUCUGUCUUUCAUAUAGAGAGUAUAAUUUUAAUUACAUAUUUAAUUAAUUUGAGCAUCCAUCCAUCUCUAAGCAAAUAAUAAUUUUAUCCCAAAUACUUUCAUGGAGAGGGCUUUGUUUAAAAAUGAAAGGAAUUCCCAUUACUAUGGUGACCUUACAAGUGAAAAUAAGUUACUUUAAUUGCCUUAUUUCAUUAGUUGUCAUUUUAUUUUCUACUAAGCUGGUAAACUAAUUGUGGUUUAGAAUAGUUUUAUAAUGUCCACUCCAAAGAAUUGAGAAUCACAGAAUUAAAGUUUUCUUUACAUUCCUAAAUGGAUAAACUUCAUAAAUAUAAAAAGUAAACUAAUUAGUUAAUUUAAUAUCUUGACUGAUUCCAUAAAUUGCAUUAAAAUAUUCCAAAAUGUAAAAAUGAAUACUUUUAGGUAAAUAGAAAAUAAUUGCUUGUAAAAGUGUAACCUCACCAAGUUAUCAAAUCUUGGCCAAUCUUCCACCUGUAGAGAAGUUUUUACUAGCCUUUUAAAACUAUAGUACAGUAGUAGGUGAUUAUUACUUUAUAUUAUCUUAAUUUAGAAAUACUUGAAUACCAACUAAAUUAAUUUUUACUUUUAAGAAAACUUAUUUUUAACAAUUUUUAGUAUGGAGGGUUUGUAAAUAAUGUAAUGUUUGUAAAAUUGUAUUUGAAAUGUCAAUGUUUUUAAUUACUGCUUUUAUAACACUGUAAAAUACUAGAAAAAUGGGCUUCAAGUAUUUUUAAUAGCUUUCAAAAUCUGUGUAGGUUUUAAAAUUUCUAUUUGGUCAGUACAUUCACUUUGAAAUGUAUUAUUUGAAACAUUUAAACCAAUUUCUGCAUUUAACAGCAGUUUUAUAAAAUUGUCUUUUCAACUCACAAUUGAGUUGCAAACAAAUGUGUCCAAUUUUGCACCUUUUAAAAUACUGUCCAGUUGAAACUUCCUGAAUCAUGUAAUGUAGUAGUACUAACCAAACUAGAAACUAUCCAUUUGCUUUUAUGUUGAUUCAACACUCCAAAUACAGAUUAAAUACAUAUUUGCUAACUAAUCAUUAACAUGUAAAAUUUUUACUUCUAGGGUGCCUAUUUAUUUUUAUAGAUGUU
Messenger RNA from Cynocephalus volans (Philippine flying lemur), 6163 nucleotides. It is a transcript of the gene USP53, whose product is annotated as ubiquitin specific peptidase 53. The record is from RefSeq and is a predicted model, not a curated record. Gene Ontology annotation, molecular function: cysteine-type deubiquitinase activity. Gene Ontology annotation, biological process: response to auditory stimulus; sensory perception of sound; protein deubiquitination. Lineage: Eukaryota; Metazoa; Chordata; Mammalia; Dermoptera; Cynocephalidae. The coding region runs from base 728 to 4027 and encodes 1099 amino acids. The transcript is spliced from 16 exons. Gene Ontology annotation, cellular component: cell-cell junction.